GCGGGGACGAGGCCGGAGCGCUUAUCCUCGACCAACGUGGAGUCCCAGGUACGCGAUCUCGGCCCGAAGAAGGUGAAGGUGGGGUGCUUGAAGCCAGAAGAAGGCGAGCUUCAAGAGGAGGCGACAACAGGCUCGAAGGACUUACUCUCAGAAUACGUUCUCGGCGCGUGGUCUCAACCUGAAGAAGACGGAGGCGGCGACAAGGCCGGAUCGCCUAUCCUCAACUGUCAUGGGUUCCCAGGUUCGUGGUCUGGAGAGAACAGAAGCCGAGACCAGGCCGGAGUGCCUAUCCUCAAGCAAUAUGGGGUCCCAGGUGCGCGGUCUCAACUUGAAGAGGAUGGAGGCGGGAACCAGGCCGGAGCACUUGUCCUCAACCAAUAUCGGGUCCGAGGUGCGUGGUCUCAACUCGAACAGGACGGAGGCGAGGAGAGGCCGGAGUACCUAUGCAAGGACAAGGCUGGGAGGGCCCAUCCUCAACCAACAUGGGGUUCCGAGGUGCGGAAGUUCAAGCUGAAGAAGACACAGGUGUGGAAGUUCAAGCUGAAGAAUACAGAG
Molecule: messenger RNA, 555 nt
Organism: Symbiodinium sp. CCMP2592
Lineage: Eukaryota; Dinophyceae; Suessiales; Symbiodiniaceae
Source: the annotation of a GenBank genome assembly